Girardinichthys multiradiatus is the source of this 1633-nucleotide messenger RNA. RefSeq names its product ras-related protein Rab-37-like. Bases 164 to 853 code for a protein of 229 amino acids. The transcript is spliced from 9 exons. The record is from RefSeq and is a predicted model, not a curated record. Gene Ontology annotation, cellular component: Golgi apparatus; endosome; dendritic spine. Gene Ontology annotation, biological process: protein secretion; cellular response to insulin stimulus; Golgi vesicle fusion to target membrane. Gene Ontology annotation, molecular function: GTP binding; GTPase activity. Lineage: Eukaryota; Metazoa; Chordata; Actinopteri; Cyprinodontiformes; Goodeidae.
GUGUCUGUACUGCAUAUUACUAUGCGAUCAGAGGGGCUGGAGGUCGGCGCAGCCCGGGAUUGAUCGCUCACUGACACCGUGCGCCUCUUCUCUUUCUUGAACGCAUCUUGGAGGUAUAAAAGCUGCUGCUGCCGCUGCUGCUCCGGCUCUCCUUGGCAGUACCAUGUCCAUGCGAAAGGCGUCGUUGACGGACAAGCAGGCUAAAAACGGCACGUCAAAAUAUGUGUUGGAGAGAUGCGCCUCUAUUAACGAGUACUAUGAUAUUGCCUUCAAGGUGAUGCUGCUCGGAGAUUCGGCGGUGGGGAAGACGUGUGUCUUGGUGCGCUUUAAAGAUGGGGCAUUUCUGGGAGGCAACUUUAUAGCCACCGUUGGAAUAGACUUUAGGAAUAAAGUGGUGGAUGUUGACAACCUGAAAGUCAAGCUCCAGAUCUGGGACACAGCUGGUCAGGAGAGAUUCCGCAGCGUAACGCACGCAUAUUACAGAGAUGCCCAGGCAUUACUUCUACUUUAUGAUAUCACCAACAAGCCAUCGUUUGACAAUAUCAGGGCUUGGCUGACUGAAAUACACGAAUAUGCCCAGAAGGAUGUGGUCAUCAUGUUGCUCGGCAACAAGUCAGACAUGGCUGCAGAGAGGGUGGUGAAGACUGAGGAUGGAGAGAAGCUGGCCAAGGAAUAUGGGGUGCCAUUUAUGGAGACCAGUGCAAAGACAGGAGUCAACGUGGAGCUGGCUUUUCUCGCAAUAGCAAAGGAGCUGAAGCACAGAGCGACACAGCAGCCAAAUGAGCCCAAGUUCAAGAUUCACGACUACAUUGAUUCUCAGAAGCACAAGUCUGGCUGCUGCAGCCUCGGGUAGCAGAUGUUGGAACGCCACGCAGAGAGACGGAUGCAAGAUAAAGAAAGAUGGAGGGAGGAAGGGUGGGAUUGAAGAUGGGGUUGAGGUAAAAGAAUAAAGAAAAAUGUCUCUCUUAUGAAAAGCCAAUCCAAGCAACCAUACCCCCUUGAGAGGCAGAUGCUCUCGACUUCUGUGCGGAGCUAAUGGCUGAGUGAAAGCAAAUCUGGACUUACUGCCCUUGCUGAAAUGUGAAUUUAAAUAGUUUGUGUAAUGUGUAGAAACGUUCGUGAUCUUUGUGGUGACAGUUGUAUCAGAGUACACGUCAAGACUUACAGUCUGAAAUUCUAUACCCGUCUGCAGGGACUCCCUUGAUAAGCGGCAGGUUUUCAUGGACCACCCAAAUGACUCUUUAUGUGGAUAUAGCAUUUCUUUUUUGCCAUCAGAGUUUGCUUCAUUCCAGUUUUACCAGGCUGUUAACUGAGCCCCCUCCUCCUGCCUUUGCAGUCUUUAUCUUCAGUCAAGAGCUCACAGUCAGAUUGUAGCUAAAUGGCCCCGUCUGUUCACAUCUGUACUGCUGUUAGAUAGAACAAAGACAAUAUUUUGAGGGCAAUACCAACCUCGUGUCUGUCAGUACGUUCACAUCAAGAGACUGUAGAUGUACAGUUCCAGUUAGUUAGUUUACAUACACUCAUCAUGGGUGUUAAUGUCACAAUAAUUUAGGCUUUUAAUCUUAUUUUUGACAGUUCUAUUCUAUGUGGGCUGCAUUAACAACAUUAAACUUCAAUGUUUUUUCCAAAAAAA